Molecule: messenger RNA, 2194 nt
Organism: Rhododendron vialii
Lineage: Eukaryota; Viridiplantae; Streptophyta; Magnoliopsida; Ericales; Ericaceae
Product: hsp70-Hsp90 organizing protein 3-like
Exons: 7
Coding region: 208-1944 (578 amino acids)
Molecular function (GO): Hsp90 protein binding
Source: RefSeq, a predicted model, not a curated record
ACUCCCGCAUCCAAUCACACCCCAUCCCCCAGAACCUUCCAGAACCCACACCGAUUCCCUCCCUCCAGCCCUAGAAUUCUCUCGUCUUCCUCAACCACCACUCUCUUAAAACCCCCACCCCCCACACACUCUCUCUCUACAAUUCUCUCUCUCUCUCUCUCUCCGCAACCCCCUAGAAUAGAACGCUCCUCCAAUCGACACCCCCACAUGGCUGACGAAGCCAAGGCCAAAGGCAACGCCGCCUUCUCCGCCGGCAACUACGCCGACGCCGUCCGCCACUUCACGGACGCCAUCGCCCUCUCCCCGGACAACCACGUCCUCUACUCCAACCGAUCCGCCGCCCACGCCUCCCUCAACCAGUACGCCGAAGCCCUGUCCGACGCCCAGAAGACCGUCGAGCUCAAGCCCGACUGGCCCAAGGGUUACUCCCGCCUCGGCGCGGCCCACGUGGGCCUCCGUAGCUACGACGACGCCGUUUCCGCCUACAGGAAAGGCCUCGACCUCGACCCCACCAACGAUGCCUUACAGUCCGGCCUCAAAGACGCUCGAUCCGCCGCCGUUAAGUCACGGCCGUCGUCUUCGUCGUCGCCGUUUGGGGACAUAUUCUCGGGGCCCGAGAUGUGGGCCAAGCUGACAGCCGAUCCGAGCACGAGGCCGUUUUUGCAACAGCCGGAUUUUGUAUCAAUGAUGCAGGAUAUACAGAAAAACCCUAGCAACUUGAACUUGUACAUGAAGGACCAGAGGGUGAUGCAAGCCCUAGGGGCUUUAUUAAACGUGAAGAUCCAGACCAGGAAUCCAGGCGAGGAGAUGGAUAUUCCAGGUGCUCAGACGACGUCGGAUAGGAAGAGGCCGGCGGAGGCGGAGGUGGCAAAGGAGAAGGAGGUUCCGGAGCCAGAGCCGGAGCCGAUGGAGAUUCCAGACGAGGAGAGAGAGGGUAGGGAGAGGAAGGCACAGGCGCAGAAGGAGAAGGAGGCUGGGAAUGCGGCGUACAAGAAGAAGGAUUUUGAUACGGCGAUUGAGCAUUAUACCAGGGCGAUUGAGUUGGACGAUGAAGAUAUUUCGUUCCUGACUAACCGGGCAGCUGUAUACUUGGAGAUGGGAAAGUAUGAAGAAUGUAUUCAAGAUUGUGACAAAGCUGUUGAACGGGGAAGAGAGCUUAGGUCAGACUAUAAGAUGGUUGCAAGAGCCUUGACAAGAAAAGGAACUGCAUUGGUGAAGCUGGCAAAAAAUUCAAAGGACUUUGAACCUGCUAUCGAGGCAUUCCAGAAAGCUCUUACAGAGCAUCGCAAUCCAGACACAUUGAAAAAACUCAAUGAUGCCGAAAAAGCAAAGAAAGAGCUAGAGCAACAAGAGUAUUUUGAUCCAAAAUUAGCGGAUGAGGAGCGCGAGAAAGGCAAUGAGUAUUUCAAAGAGCAAAAGUAUCCAGAGGCUGUGAGGCAUUAUACGGAAGCCUUGCGAAGAAAUCCAAAAGACCCCAAGGUAUACAGUAAUAGGGCUGCAUGCUACACGAAACUUACGGCCUUGCCUGAGGCUUUGAAGGAUGCAGAAAAAUGCAUUGAGCUUGAUCCAACCUUCGCCAAGGGGUAUAGUAGGAAAGGCGCAGUCCAGUUCUUCAUGAAAGAGUAUGAUAAAGCUAUGGAAACAUACCAAGAAGGGCUGAAGCACAACCCUCGCAACCAGGAACUACUUGAUGGUAUCAAGAGAUGUGUGGAACAAAUUAACAAGGCAAGCCGUGGGGAUUUGACCCCUGAUGAACUCAAGGAGAGACAGGCUAAGGGUAUGCAGGAUCCAGAAAUUCAGAACAUCCUCACAGAUCCUGUUAUGAGACAGGUGUUGGUUGACUUCCAGGAGAAUCCCAAGGCCGCUCAGGAACAUUCGAAGAACCCUCAAGUGAUGAGCAAGAUUCAGAAGCUUGUCAGUGCGGGGAUUGUCCAGAUCAAAUGAACGUGAAAUGGGAGUUUUGGUUGCAUGAACAAAGCAUUAGCAUCUGUUUGAUUUCUUUCUCCUAGUGUGUGUUCCUGUGGAUCAGUCGAUAGAAACUAAUUUUUGUCUUGUCAAUCAUGUGAUUCUGGGUUUCUUGUUACCGUAUAGUCCACAGAUUCGGCAUUUGCUUUAAGUUUUGUGUACUGUUUUGAUUCAUGAUGAACUGGGAGAUCAAGCUUAAUGGGAGAUCAUUAACUGUGAUUUUUUAGCC